This is a messenger RNA of Clunio marinus, 668 nucleotides long. The record is from the annotation of a GenBank genome assembly. NCBI's taxonomy places the organism in Eukaryota, Metazoa, Arthropoda, Insecta, Diptera, Chironomidae.
AUGAUGAUAGCAACAACUUCAGAAUAUAUUUUAUUCACUGCCAUUUACGACAUGCUAGGUGCAUGCUCUUCUAAUAAACCAGCAGACUCAGCUGAAGAUAGAGCAAAGAAUAUUUUUGCAAAAAUGGAUGAAAACAACGAUGGACAAUUAACGCAAGAUGAAUUCCUAAAGGGAUGUUUACAAGAUGAAGAGCUUUCAAAAAUGCUCGCGCCAUAAAUCUUGACAUUUGUCUUUGCAUAAAUGUGUCGAAGUUGCACACACACACAAAUGAAAAAAAAAUUAUUCAAAUGAAGUGAAAAGUGAAGAAAAAAAAAAGAAUGCACAAAAUAAAAUAUAAUGGAGCCAUCAUUACUUUUAUAAUUUAAAAAAGAAAAUUACUGUAAAAGGAAGCUUAUCUCCUUUCAUCAUCAGUUAAUUUAGCAUGCAUGUAAUGCAUCGUACAUUGUGUAUGUCGUGUCAAAUACAGAAAAAUAAUUAUAAAGCCAUGUGGAACAUGUUGACUAAGUUUUAAGCAUUCAUUCCACUGCGCCUCAUACAUAUUUUCAUGUUCAAAUGAUGCUUAUGAGAAAACCACACAUUGUUUUAAAAGAAAUAAGAAAAUGGCAUAGGCUUUGCUUAUGGCAUAUGUACUAAAGAUAACUUUCCAUAACUCAUCCUGUAAAAGCUUG